Messenger RNA from Suillus paluster, 1113 nucleotides. RefSeq lists its product as uncharacterized. The transcript is spliced from 9 exons. Lineage: Eukaryota; Fungi; Basidiomycota; Agaricomycetes; Boletales; Suillaceae. The record is from RefSeq and is a predicted model, not a curated record. The coding region runs from base 1 to 1113 and encodes 370 amino acids.
AUGUCCGAGUCAUCAAUACUCACUGACUUAGAACUUGAGAUCCACCCAGAUAUUUCCUAUCCAUUGAUCAAUGAAAUUUUGGCCGAUCUUGAGAAGAUGGAGCCACGAAGAGGGUGGAUUAGAAUUUUUCAUGGUCCUAUGACUUCAAUGGGCAUCAGAACAUUAGAUGACAUGGAAAUAAUUACACCGGAAUGUCUUACCGUUUUCCACCGGCUUUGCCCAGUUAUGGUGAUGGACUUAUAUGUACACAUCGCCAAUUGCUUCGACAAGCUUGAAGCUGGUAAUCUGAAGGCUUGCAAUACGAGAGACGCAUGCCUGCAAACUGCACCUGAGUGGUACAGUGUGACCACUAAUGCCUUUCACCAUAGCGUAUACGAGGGUUCUGCAAGUGUCAAAGGAGCCUGUAUUAGCCCUGCUCGAGAUGAGGCUACCGUGACCUUGGCACAUACCUCUCAAAGGGUAAAAAAGGUUGAAGAAGACUCGAUAAAUGAAGAUACUUACCUUCCAAAUUUUAAAAGUUUUGAAAUGCAAAAUCACGGCACAAGCCAUACUGCAUGGAGUAUUCAAGUUGUCCACAAGGCUGGCAGCACUACUCCAUCGAGUCACGGCGAGAACUGCAACAGGGGAGGUGGAACUGGGCAAGCUCAGGCCGAAGCCACAGACCUACUAGACAAGGCACCCAAGGCUGAUGUUGCAGAUGAGCUUCAAGAUGAAUUGGACUUUGCAUCCAAACUCAAACUCGAUAUUCAAGCCUGGAAAUCUUGGUGUGCAAGUCAGCUACUGCUUACUCCGACUUGGCAGAAGAGAAGGUGCUCUGAAUCUGACUUCAUUCAAGUUGAAGAACACACUCAGGCUGUCACGCCUCGGUGCUACUUUGACCAUGACCUUUUCAAUGGACAGCAGGGGGCAGCACCAGCAGCCCUGGGAGCGCCACAGAAAUGGCGGAAGUUAGCACGUGCAUUGGAGUUUGAAGCUCCGAGUCUGAGUCUGUCUGUAGCUGAGGCACUGCUGAAAGUUGCGGGAAGGAUUGAAGCAGCAAUCAAUAGGCAAACCGAACUUCUUUCGUCGAUACUGAAUGCUAUGGAAUGUCAGGGAGGUAAUACUAGCAAUUAG